CAUGGACUCACUUGAUGGAACAAGCUAUGAUGUCCUGAUCUCUGGAACAGGCAUCCAGCAAUCUCUGCUCGCUCUCUUCUUUGCUUAAAGUGCUCUCUCGCGCUCUGGCAAGAAGAUCUUGCAUGUCGACAAGGAUGACACUUAUGGUGGUCCCGAAGCUGCCUUGAGUCUCCAAGAAGCUGAACAGUGGGUUGAAAAACUCAAUUCUGCAAAGCAAUCCAGAUUCAGCAAUGCUUCCAUCACCAAGUCAGACGAAGCUGCUCAGAGUCUCUCUCCUUCUAGAGCUUACAAUCUAUCGCUCGCGCCAACUCUGAUCUACACCCGCUCUGGCCUCCUACCCAUUCUCGUGUCGUCCAACACCAAUGCGCAGCUUGAUUUUAUGGCCGUUGGUGCCUGGUUCGUCUUCGAGAAGCAGGAGCAGGAUGGACGUCUGGCUCGCAUUCCUAACGGACGCGAAGACAUCUUUGCCGACUCUUCACUCACUUUGAAGAUGAAAGGUCAGCUGAUGAAGUUCGUCCGCUUCAUUGGUGCGUUCGAGGAAAAGCCUGAAACAUGGCAGCCUCAUCGCAACACUCCCUUCACGACCUUCUUGUCUGAACAGUUUGGGUUACAUGCUGUCGAUUCCCUCAUGGCACUCUGCUUGAGCCUGGAGACUCCGGAGAAGACCACCACUGAAUUCGCUCUGCCUCGGAUCGCUCGCCACCUCCGUUCAAUCGGUGUCUUUGGCGCCGGCUUUGGUUCUGUCACUCCCAAGUGGGGCGGUCUCUCUGAGAUCAUCCAGGUUGCUUGCAGAGCUUGUGCUGUUGGUGGUGGUACAUAUGUUCUCGGUCAAGGCAUAUCUAUCAUUGAUCACGCUCAGUCUGACGAGGACGACAUCGAGGAGAUUCCGCGAGAACCGGAAAAGCCCGAUGUGUCGCAAGACAUACACAACAUGAUUACCGAAGGUGAAGGUUUCGUUGAUAUCAAUCCCGACAGUCUUGACGAACUCGAGUCUGGUAUCAAGGAACAAUCCCUGGACGAUCUUCUUGCUGCAGCUGGAUACAGUAUCGCUGGUGUCGAGGAAGAAAAACCCACACCGGCGGUUGACGAGUCUGCUGAAAAGCAAACUCCCGCUGCAUCGGCUUCUGAGAAAAAGUCAUUGUACAGUGUCCAGCUUAGCAAUGGAGAAAAGGUGUCAUCGCAGUUCAUUGUCGGCUGCUCAGACGACCUACCUGGAUCACUCCCUUUCACAACUAUUGGUAACAAGGUUUCUGAUGCACAGCCUGAUGCUGCUUCGCGGAGUGUGACAAUCAUCUCUUCGCCUAUGCAACAUCUGUUCGUGACCGCUGCUGAAGGCGGCGUCUCGCCUGCAGGUGCUGUGGUCAUAUUCCCAGCUGGUUCGCUUAGCAACACAAGCUACCCGCCUGUCCAGAUCAUGGUUCAUUCCAGUGAUACUGGCGAGUGCCCUCAAGGACAAUGCAUUGUAUACGCAAGCACCGCGCUUACCGGCCAGCAAGGCCAGCAGUUGCUUGCUCAGGCCAUCUCUUCGUUACUCGCCGCGCACGACAACGAGGCUAAGGCUCUAUGGUCGCUUGUCUACGAACAACAUUCUGAAAUGGGAAUACUCUCACCCGAGGCGUCCCAGUCCAGCAUUCUCAAGUUCCAAGACGCGCCUCUGGACUUUGCUUUUGACGACGCGAUUAUCGAGAAUGUCCAGGCCGCUUGGCAGAAGAUCUUGCCCGAAGCUGAUGACUUUAUGGUCUUCAGAGACAGGGGUGAGGCCGCCGAAGAAGAUGCAGAAGCACAAGAGGAGAAUGAGGAGUAAUGAGUGCAUGUUGGAAUUUACCAUAGAUUGCUAUCUCACAUGAACGACAUGACUAUGAACCAACUACACGAUACAUACAUUGAUACGUUUUUUCGAGA
Messenger RNA from Aureobasidium subglaciale EXF-2481, 1902 nucleotides. RefSeq lists its product as uncharacterized. Gene Ontology annotation, biological process: vesicle-mediated transport; protein geranylgeranylation; small GTPase-mediated signal transduction. Bases 380 to 1804 code for a protein of 474 amino acids. Gene Ontology annotation, molecular function: GDP-dissociation inhibitor activity. The record is from RefSeq and is a predicted model, not a curated record. Gene Ontology annotation, cellular component: nucleus; cytosol; Rab-protein geranylgeranyltransferase complex. The transcript is spliced from 4 exons. Lineage: Eukaryota; Fungi; Ascomycota; Dothideomycetes; Dothideales; Saccotheciaceae.